CCCGGUGCCCACGGUUGUUAUGGAAACCGCGUGCAUGGCGGUGGCUAGACAGGUGUCCAACCGCGGUGUGCUGCGCGAGGAGGCGGGAGGUUCCGCGGACUCGUCGGUCACUGCGCGGACGCCCGUGCCCCCAGUGUCGCCCGGGUCCCUAGAAAGGCUUGUGUCGCCCGCACAGGUCACCGAGUCGCCGGGGAAGAACCUGUGGGAGCAGAUCUGCGAGGAGUAUGAAGCUGAGAUACCUACCCUUCCAGAAGGAUAUAAAGUGAAGGAGGAAGCAGCCGUUACAGUGAGCUCGGUCACACCAUUGGAGGAACUGGUUCCCCAUGGCUUCAACAUGGAGCACUACUUCCCUGUACACUCGUUCCCAGUGGUGCCUCCUGUGCCUUGUCCUCCCAAGAAGACAGAGACGGUGGAGCCCAAGACCUGUUCCCCCAAAGAUUAUCUGGAAAUGUUCAUCUUUCCAGUUCUGCUCCCUGGAAUGGCCAACCUGCUUCACCAAGCAAAGAGAGAAAAGUGUUUUGAGAGGAAGAGAACCAAGUUCAUUGCCUGCGACUUCCUGACUGAGUGGCUGUACAACCAGAAUCCAAAGAGGGCAGGGGAGCCGUUCACGGAAUUCUUCUCCAUUCCGUUUGUAGAGGAAUGGCUCAAGCACCACCCCCGGCCACCAAUCCCCCUGUCCCUGUUACUGACAGAAGAAGAAGCUGCAAUCAUCAUCCAGUCCUUCUGGAGAGCCUAUCUGGUUCGCUGUGACCCUGAGAUUCAGGAGCUGCGGCAGUGGCAGAAGAAGCUUCGUGAGGACAAGCACAUCUGCCAGCGUGUGAAGAUCUUCUGGGCCAAACAAGAGCAGAAAUUGAAAUGUAAAAUGGACGACGAGGAAGUGCCUGCUGCCUCUGGGCCACCUCUUUAACUGACACCAGUCCUCCAUGCCCAGACUGCACAUCCCCUUAGUGUGGUGGACGCAGAACCUUCGGCCCACAGACCGGGUUUGUUGCAGAUGAGCUUAAGCGCAGUUUAGGAAAGCAUUCUUUAGCUUCCUGCCUUACCCCAAAUGCUACUUUUCCACCAGCUUCUCCACUGUGUCAGGAGUACCCUUCUGAGCCACCACCACAGUUGACGUGCCUAGUGAUGAUGUCCUUGUCACCAGUUUUCCCACUUUCGCCAAGGCCCGUAUUUUAAUUUUUCUCAAAUCUCCGUUAGUUCUGUCUUGCUUUUGUCGUUGAAUUACGAGGCAAGGCUUGAGAACUGAGCUGUGUUUCCAGCUCAAGAAGAGACAGUCAUUGCAAAGGACUUCCAUCGUCAAAGCCCCAGAAGUGUUACAGCAGCGUCCUCUUAAUUUAAUGGUCCUCAUGUGUCUGUGGCCGCUGCUCAACAGGAUUCUCUCAUCUGAAAGGCCCCAGACACAGGAAAGCCUCCUUGGUAGUAUAGGACUAUUUGACAAGCUACCACACAUCUUAGGUAAAUAGUAAAGCCUUUAUUUUCUUGUUAAGAACAGCAUUUUGAAAAUAAAACCUAUCUGCUCAUGCUUAACAACCUUUUCAA
Molecule: messenger RNA, 1539 nt
Organism: Peromyscus leucopus (white-footed mouse)
Lineage: Eukaryota; Metazoa; Chordata; Mammalia; Rodentia; Cricetidae
Gene: Iqck
Product: IQ motif containing K
Exons: 9
Coding region: 20-907 (295 amino acids)
Molecular function (GO): protein binding
Source: RefSeq, a predicted model, not a curated record